Molecule: messenger RNA, 1705 nt
Organism: Nilaparvata lugens (brown planthopper)
Lineage: Eukaryota; Metazoa; Arthropoda; Insecta; Hemiptera; Delphacidae
Product: PI-PLC X domain-containing protein 2
Exons: 7
Coding region: 255-1649 (464 amino acids)
Biological process (GO): lipid metabolic process
Molecular function (GO): phosphoric diester hydrolase activity
Source: RefSeq, a predicted model, not a curated record
UACCUUGUUUGUAAAAGUAACAAGUUCAUUGAUCACGGUAACAGUACGUACAACGUUUCAAGUACUACGAUCUGGAAUGAAUUAUAUGAUUUUUUGAGUUAUAUUUCACGUGAAUACCAACAUAUCCCAUAACAUGGGCAGGUAAUCGAAUAUCGGGAAGAUACCAAAAGAUUGCCGGAACGUUUGAGAGUUGAAAAAUCUGGAGAUCCACGAAGUUGGUCGGAAUAAAGCUGGAAGAUUCACUCCUGCAGAUAAUGUUCUCCUCUCAUAUUCGAAUUCUAUGGCUAGUAAUUUUUUUAGGAAAAAAUGAAGUUGCAUCCGAUUAUAGCUGUUUGAAACCGCAACUGGAACUAAUGGUGACACCACCAGACGCUAAUCUAGGUAAUAACAUACGAGUUUAUUGGAACUUCAACAAAACGUAUGAUGGAUGUUGGAUUGGAAUCUAUUCAGACGAACCUAAGAAGAAAUCAGAUGAGUUUCUCUUGGCCAACAGAAUCAAUGUAACCGAGCUAACCGGCUAUGUUAAUACUGGUUUCUAUGAAGUCAGUGAUGUGACCACAAUGACGUACGAUCAGCCAACCUAUCUUGGAUACACUGCUGUUGCAUGGACUGUCGAACAUGGCACAGACAAGGCUAUUGUAGUCACCAAACUACAAACCUAUCCUCAAUGGAUGAAGCAUUAUUGGAAAUUCAUAAAAGAUGUGCCAAUUGCUGAUCUAUUCAUACCUGGAACUCAUGAUACUGGCAGUUACAGAGGAGAUAAUCCUGAUCAAGAAGCACAUUCUUCCGACGCUAAAUGGUGGAGCUUUUUAAAGAAAAUUCCUCUUCUAGACAAUUGGUCUCUUACACAGAAUCGAACUAUUAAGGGGCAAUUAGUCUCUGGUAUACGAUACCUUGAUAUGCGAGUGGGACGAGAUCAUGACACUUACUGGGUUUGUCAUAAAACAGUAAUUAUGCAUACACUUGAUCGAGUUACCAAGCAAUUGAUUGAAUUCAUAUCGAAUACAGAGAAAGAAAUUGUUUUCUUCGAUAUUCACAUGAUUUUGAAAGGAAUAGAAUCAGAUGAAGAACAGGACGCAUUUGUGAACUACUUGAAGCAAUCAUUCACUGUCAAUAACACACAACUGUUCGUACCACCGAGCAAAGUGAGCCAACUCUGGAAAGCAACGCCUGAGAUGAUAUUAGCACAGGGAAGGAUCAUUAUUUCUUAUAAUUAUCCUGAUUAUCAAAAGAAGAAUACACUGGAUAUAUUAUGGCCUCCAAUUUUUCAGUAUUUUGGGAAUAAACAGCAAGUAGAACCUUUGAAGGACUACGUAUAUAGUACUAUUGGAACACGAAAAGCACGUAAUGAUUCUUUAAUGUCUUUGACGUCUGUGAUGGCCGAGUUGACUGCUAAUAAGAAGAGAGUAUUGAAGGACACAAAAAACGACUUGAGUGCUCAAAGUGAACAGAACUCUUUUGAGAUACAUAGCUGGUUCUUGGAUCCAGAGGUCGCUCUGCAAACAAACGUUUUGGCCGUCGACUUCUUCGAGACCUUUGGAGUGGUUCGUCUGGGUUUUAUUUGGAAUGAACGGAAGUACUACAAGAGCACAUGUGAUUCUCAAGAGACUAUAUCUGACGAUUAUUAUCAGAAAACUCUGAUCCCUUGAUCAAAUAAGCGAUUCAUUAAUUAAUACUUGAAUAAAUGCUACAUUUACGUACUACA